AUGGAACGGGAGGAAAAGGCUCAGGAGAGGGCCCAGGUUCUUCAUGCUCAGGCACACGCUGUUGAACUGGAGAAACUGAAAUGCACCGCCAAGAUACCCUUAGUUGCUCCUGUGCGAGGGACAGUGAACAUGCUGCGUGAGAAGGCUGAGGCCAUCGCUGCAGUACAGCAGCACACUAAGCCUGUUGCACUGGUUUCCCGCCUCUCAUUUGAGGAGCCGUUGUGUCCCUCUGAGAAAUCUGUUGUGAACCCUUCAGAGAAAAAACACAACUUUGAUAAGUUUGAAGAUAUUGAUCCAGAUCUGGUUAAAGGAGAGGUGUCUUUGGCAGUGCGGUCGGCUCUUCCAGUUCAAGGGGUGCAGGUGAUUUUGGGGAAUGAUCUGAUCGAUGGUCCAUUUUCUGAGUCUCCUCACUCAUUAGUUGUCACCUCUUUGCCAGCUCUUGGCCCGGUGGAGGUUGAGUCUGAGCUGGUAAAGGAGCAGCAGAGGGAUCCUGCUCUGAUAGAGCUGCUCCAGCAGGCGCGUCCAGUGGAGGAGAUGGAGAGUGUGGCGCAGGGGUAUUUCUUUGAAGAUGACAUGUUGUCUGUCAGUAUACUUAGGCCAGCUAUGGACUCAGCAGAAGCGGGGCGACUCUCAGAACUGUUGCGGAUCCAGGAAGCUCGUCUAACUCGCCAGGAAGAGUUCCAGACCGCCAUGGCUGUUAACAUGGGGCAACUCUCGUCUCAGAUCCAGGAAAUGCUGGGACAGCUCUCUCGCCAAAGCCCCGUCACUCCGACUCCGCCUCCUCCAGCCAUCCCGGAAGUACAAGCGGCAACUGGAGGAGCUCCAUGCAAACUAGCUGCUCCCACUAAGUACGCCGGCACCGUGAAGGUAGACGAGGCAACAGGGAACCCCGAACGGCGUCUAUGGAUUCAAAAUGGCCGACGCCGCACCGCGCGUCUCCAGAGAAGUCUUCUCCCCACACCGAAGAGGAACCCAUGCAAUUGGGAAGAGCUCGCAUAUCCUCGGAGGAAAGGCAGAGAAGAAGACAAGAGGGUAGAUGCUUUUAUUGCGGAGAAAUGGGUCACCUCGUCAACUCUUGUCCAGUCAAAAGGAUCCAGGGGGCCGGGAUCCAAAAACGUGAAACCCGAUGUGCUUUCCAGACUCUUUGAUCCCGAGCCAAGGGCCAAGCAGACCGAACCUAUCCUGCCACUGAACUGUGUGGUAGGAGCGGUGAGCUGGCCUAUAGAAAACGAGGUAAAGCAGGCUAAUGGUGGAGCCCCAUCGCCUCGUGGCUGUCCAGACAAUCGCCUAUUUGUUCCCGCAGAGCUACGGUCACAGGUGAUUCAUUGGGCUCACACCUCGCUGCUUUCAUGCCAUCCGGGGGUUAAACGAACCAUGUACGUCAUCUCCCGGAGAUUCUGGUGGCCAGCAAUGGAGUCGGAGGUCCGGGAGUACAUAGAGGCGUGUUCGGUCUGUGCUCGCAACAAAUCGUCGUCCAAGGCCCGACCAGGACUCUUACAGCCUCUACCCAUCCCAUCCAGACCCUGGUCGGAUAUCUCCCUGGACUUCGUCACUGGGCUCCCGGUCUCUCAAGGAAACACCACUGUUCUCACAGUGGUGGAUCGAUUCUCUAAGAUGGUACGUUUCAUUGCACUCCCGAAACUACCAUCAGCCAAAGAAACAGCAGAACUCAUGAUGACGCAAGUUUUUCGAGUCCACGGAUUCCCUAAGGACAUUGUAUCAGACCGGGGGCCCCAAUUCAUAUCCAAAUUCUGGAAGGAGUUCUGCAAGCUGAUUGGGGCCACAGCAAGCCUGACAUCAGGUUACCAUCCAGAGGCUAACGGCCAGACCGAACGACUGAAUCAACAGUUGGAAACCGGCCUCCGAUGCGUGGUCCACCAGAACCCCUCGACAUGGAGCAAACACCUGGUCUGGGUUGAGUAUGCCCAUAAUUCACUACCAACUUCUGCUACUGGUCUCUCUCCAUUUCAUUGUGCUUUCGGUUAUGCACCACCUCUCUUUCCAGACAAUGAAAAGGAAGUCUCGGUUCCCUCAGCAUAUGCCAUGAUCCAACGAUGUCGCCGCAUCUGGGCAGCUGCCAGACAGGUUCUCAUUCGGCAGGGAGAUCGUGUAAAGAAGUAUGCAGAUCGGAGAAGACGCCCAGCUCCUGAAUACCAGCCCGGGCAAAGGGUUUGGUUAUCGGCCAAGGACCUCAACCUCAAUGUGCCUUCUAAGAAACUGGCACCUCGUUUCGUAGGGCCAUUCCCAGUCACCAGGAAGGUUGGACCUGCAGCAGUUCGUCUACGUUUGCCUCGGUCCCUGCGUGUACAUCCCACAUUCCACGUCAGCCAGGUCAAGCCGGUAAAGGAAAGUAGGUUGGUGCCUACCACCACGCCCCCACCACCACCCGAGGUCAUCGAAGGAGGUCCAGUUUAUAAGGUCAAGCGUCUACUAGCAGUCCGGAACCGGGGCCGAGGCAGACAGUACCUGGUGGACUGGGAAGGAUAUGGCCCGGAGGAACGGCAAUGGGUGCCAUCUCGACAUAUCGUAGACCCACAGUUGAUAACGGACUUCCAUAAGGACAAUCUCGAUCAGCCUGGGCCGUCAGGAGUCGGCCCUAGAGGGGGGGGUACUGUCACAUCGCGGUGAGGUUGUCUUGUCUUGGGAUCUGUCUUGUGAACUUCCUGUUUUAUUUUGAAAUUAACUCUCCUUUCGUUUCAGGUCACUUGCCCUUCCUUCUGUGUCCCUGGU
This is a messenger RNA of Acanthopagrus latus (yellowfin seabream), 2730 nucleotides long. RefSeq lists its product as uncharacterized. Gene Ontology annotation, molecular function: nucleic acid binding. The coding region runs from base 1 to 2628 and encodes 875 amino acids. The transcript has 7 exons. The record is from RefSeq and is a predicted model, not a curated record. Lineage: Eukaryota; Metazoa; Chordata; Actinopteri; Spariformes; Sparidae. Gene Ontology annotation, biological process: DNA integration.